Aplysia californica (California sea hare) is the source of this 719-nucleotide messenger RNA. RefSeq names its product signal peptidase complex catalytic subunit SEC11A. NCBI's taxonomy places the organism in Eukaryota, Metazoa, Mollusca, Gastropoda, Aplysiida, Aplysiidae. The transcript has 6 exons. Gene Ontology annotation, molecular function: serine-type endopeptidase activity. The coding region runs from base 94 to 633 and encodes 179 amino acids. The record is from RefSeq and is a predicted model, not a curated record. Gene Ontology annotation, cellular component: membrane; signal peptidase complex.
ACGAAACCUGUUUUGCUCAUCCUGAGACAUCCUGUGUGCUGGAGCAUUACUGACACCGGGUUAGACCUAUAUUUCUGAACCAGCUGUUUCACGAUGGGUGCUUUAGACUUUCUUGACGAUGUUCGGCGCAUGAAUAAGAGACAGCUUUAUUAUCAGGUGCUGAAUUUUGGAAUGAUUGUGUCAUCUGCUCUGAUGAUCUGGAAAGGCUUGAUGGUGGUUACAGGCAGUGAGAGCCCCAUUGUGGUGGUCCUCAGUGGUAGCAUGGAGCCAGCCUUCCAUAGAGGAGACCUCCUGUUGCUGACCAACUACAAGGAGGAGCCCAUCAGGGUUGGGGAGAUCGUUGUCUUCAAAAUUGAGGGCAGAGACAUCCCUAUUGUGCACAGGGUGCUGAAGGUUCAUGAGAAGGUAGACGGAAAAAUUAAGUUCUUGACAAAGGGAGACAACAACUCUGUGGACGACCGGGGUCUCUAUGCUAAAGGCCAGCUGUGGUUGGAAAAGAAGGAUGUGGUUGGUCGAGCGAAGGCGUAUUUACCGUAUGCUGGAAUAGUGACAAUAUUGAUGAAUGAUUACCCGAAGUUCAAAUAUGCCAUCUUAGCCUUCCUGGGAAUCUUUGUGCUGACUCAUCGAGAGUGACCCCUCCUUGAACCUAGAGAUUUACGUUUGUCUGUGGAUUGUGUUGUCUUCAUGGUGACUUUGGCCUUGACCUACUACAUCUGGAA